Uloborus diversus is the source of this 1769-nucleotide messenger RNA. RefSeq names its product arf-GAP domain and FG repeat-containing protein 1-like. The transcript is spliced from 8 exons. Bases 1 to 1620 code for a protein of 539 amino acids. Lineage: Eukaryota; Metazoa; Arthropoda; Arachnida; Araneae; Uloboridae. Gene Ontology annotation, molecular function: GTPase activator activity. The record is from RefSeq and is a predicted model, not a curated record.
AUGGCUUCCAGGAGGAGGACCGCUGAAGAUAAAAACACGAAACUUUUGCGAGAAUUAGCCGCUUUGCCGCCCAAUAAACAAUGUUUCGACUGCUUGCAAAGAGGCCCUACUUACAUAAAUGUCACUAUAGGCUCUUUUGUAUGUACGACAUGCAGUGGAAUACUAAGAGGGUUAACUCCGCCUCACAGGGUGAAAUCAAUAUCCAUGACAACGUUCAGUACUGAAGAAAUUGAAUUUUUGAAAAACAGGGGCAAUGAUUACUGCAAGUACGUGUGGCUUGGAACUUACGACAGCAAUUUGGAAAGUGAAAUCACGGAUGACCUACGCAAACGGGACUUCAUGAUACAAAAGUACGAAAAGAAGAGAUGGUAUGUCGAUCCAGAUGUUGCCAUAAAAAAGAUGCAGAGUGAUCAGAUUUUGAGACAGAAAAAUGUAACUACUCCUCCCCAAAAUAGCAGUUCAAGAAAUGCCCUACCAGAAACUCAACCUCUGUCUCGUCUGCUGGGCAAAAGUCCUACACCCCUGGUGGUGCAGUCUCAUGUAUGUAUUCAUAGUGAGAGUUGGCCACAUCCCGUGUCAUCUGCAUCUGCUCCUGCUAUCAGCACAAAAACGACCUCUCAGAAUCAUGGCAGUCGUUCCAUCGAUCUACUCUCCGAAUUCUCUGGGAAUGCUGCUACUUCUGCACAAGGUGGUAAUCCAAAAUCUGCAACUGCAAAUGGAAAUUUUGCAAAUUUUGAAAAUGCAUUCAACUUAAAUACAGUUGAAAAAUCAGGUUUGUUGCAUUGGCCAUCUUUUGCAGUCCCUCCAGCCCUGCCCUCAUCAGCCAGCUUGGACGCCUAUCCACUGAGCUCUCAACAUAAUCGAAUGGAGUCCACUGCCAGUGUGCUGAGCCCCCCUCCCACUUCAAAGACAUCUACCAUUGCCUCCCAGCAGGCAUCUGCAGAUCGUUAUGCUGCCUUGGCAGACCUGGACAGUCUGUUCCACCAGCCGACAACAGCCAAGGCCCCCAGCUGGACUGUCGAAACAACGAGUUCCGGAUCUCUUUUUGAUGUACCAGAAACUACAAGUACAUUUAGCACAGCUACUUCCAACCCAUUUACUUGUAAUGAACUUUGGAGCCAAACUCCAGCUGCAAAAGCAUUGUCUUCCUACCAAGCUGCCAAUCCUUUCCAGGGUAGCAUGGAUAACAGUACAACCUAUACUCAACCAACCGCUGGCCAACCAUUUGCUCCGUUCCCCAUUCCUAUAGUGGGAAGCAGCCCCAGUGAGGACAGUGCCCGCAGUCAGUUCAGCACCAGUUUUGCCAACUUUCCUGCUACAGUUUCCAGCCCGACCAAUGGCUUUGGAGUUGGACAGAUUCUGCUGCAGAAUGGAGGAUUCACUUCACCUCCACCUGGCUCAGGGAACAGCUGGGGAGUGCCUUCCAGUGCGCAGCUCUGGUCUUCUAGUCAAGUGACCCAAGGAGGAUUGUUCAGUAAUGACAACAAGUCUAUGGAUGUUGCACAGCAUACAGAUUGGAUUCAAAACCCUAUCAAUCCAUUUUUGGCGUCUCACACACAGCCAAGUAAUCUUAGCUAUUCUUCAGCGCCUAGAAGCAAUUCCAGUAAUCCUUUUCUAUGACACCUGCAUCUUCUUCUUGCUACAGCACAAGUGAUUCGAGUCUAAAGGAGUGAGAAGAAAAUGCCCUUAUUGUGCAUAUGUACAGAACAUAUUUGUGUAUAAGGAUGUAAGCCAUAUAAAUAAUUCAGUAGUACAAAGCUUUUGCAUAA